Messenger RNA from Ilex paraguariensis (yerba mate), 210 nucleotides. NCBI's taxonomy places the organism in Eukaryota, Viridiplantae, Streptophyta, Magnoliopsida, Aquifoliales, Aquifoliaceae. The record is from the annotation of a GenBank genome assembly.
AUGGUGGUGGGAGACUCCACCCAGCAUUACUCCACCCACCGCCACAGCUGGAGCUACUACUUCUGGGACAGCUGCUCCACCUUCUUCAGUACCACCCUUGCGUUUGUCUCUGAGCCUAGAUAUGUGGUUCAAGAGAUGGACAGUAGUGAGUUAGAGGAGGAAGAGGAGUUUGGGCCAGAUGAGGAGGAGGAGGAUUCUUCUUCUGAUUAG